GAAAAAUGACGCACGCACCCACGGACGUAGCUCGAAGCGCAUGCGUUGUGUCUGCAGAGACCCAUGGAUCUUCAGACCUCAAGGGAGGGAGUGACUCCUCCAGGAGAAAGACAGAUGAAGAGGAAACAUGAAGAGCAGGAUGAAGAGGAGACAUCACCCACCAAGAAGCUGGUGACCGAUCACAGUGUGAAGGUGGCGACUCAUUAUAACCAGCUGCAGGAAGUUGGUCUGGUGGUCCGAAGUCAGAGCAGAAUUUUCUACAUGAGGAACUUUAACAACUGGCUGAAGAGCGUCCUGAUUGGUGAGAUCCUGGAGCAGGUGCGGGAGGCGGGGACACGGCAGGUGUCCGUGUUGGACCUGGGCUGUGGGAAAGGAGGAGAUCUUCUGAAGUGGAGAAGAGGAGGGAUCAGUCACCUGGUCUGUGCAGAUAUAGCAGGAGUGUCCGUGGAGCAGUGCCAGAGUCGCUAUGAUGAGAUGAAGAGGAAAAGUCACUUCAACGAGAAGAUCUUCAGUGCUCAGUUUAUCACGGCAGACUGCUCCAAGGAGGUUUUAUCAGAGAAGCUUGACGACAAAGAGCUGAUGUUUGACAUCUGCAGCUGUCAGUUUGUCUACCACUACUCCUUUGAGAGCGAGCAGAAGGCUGACACCAUGCUGAGAAAUGCCUGUGAGCGUCUGAAACCCGGAGGUUUCUUCAUCGGAACGACUCCAGACGCCUUUGAACUCGUUAAACGUCUGGAGGCAUCGGACUCUCUGUCCUUCGGUAACGAGGUGUUUAAAGUUUCCUUCCAGUCCAAAGGUUCCUACCCCCUCUUCGGAUGUCAGUAUCACUUCAGCCUUGAGGAUGUUGUUGAUGUCCCCGAGUUCCUCGUCUACUUUCCUCUGUUCGAACACAUGGCGAAGCGCUACAACAUGCGUCUGGUGAUGAAGCAGAGAUUCUCCGAGUUCUUUGAAGAGAAACUGAAGAAGGAUCAUCAUCGCAGCCUCAUGAUGAAGAUGAUGGCUCUGGAGCCGUUUCCCUGUGAGGAUGGAGGUCGACAGGCUACAGACAGCAGAGGAGAGUACUGCUAUGCUAAAGAGCACUGUGACAGAGCCGGAGUGAAGCCUCCAGUGGGAACUCUGAGCAGAUCUGAGUGGGAGGCAGCCAGUAAGUCUCUCCGGUCUGGUCUGGUUGAACUUUUAUUCUUCUCUCUAGACAAACCACGUGACUCAACGUGAUUUUUAUUCUACUUCCUCUUCUCAUUCUUCCUCUGCAUCGUCUGUGACGUUAGCCAGCCACCGUGAAAUCUGGAGAAGAGGAAGAAGAAGUUUCAGUGCGGCUUUAGUUUAUGUCCAACCUCGAUUUAAAAACUACCAAAGCUCAUCCUUGGUCAGAGCAUCCCUGAACUGAAUAAGGCUCAACACAGACCAAGUUCUUUGUUCUAAAUCAAAAAGCCUUUAACUAAAUACAAAACACAACAACAAACCAACUCCUUGUUUCUGAAUGUGUCUAGAAAAACAAACAAGAGCUCAAAUAGGUUUAGUAUUAAAUACUGACAGAGCGUCUGACAGACUAAAGAAUUCAUUUAAUGAAUUUCUUUUCAUGUUUAUUUAUUGUGAAGUAGAUGAGAGUGAAUAUCAGUGAUUAUGUUGCGUAUAUUAACGCUGAUCUGUCG
Molecule: messenger RNA, 1652 nt
Organism: Mugil cephalus (flathead mullet)
Lineage: Eukaryota; Metazoa; Chordata; Actinopteri; Mugiliformes; Mugilidae
Gene: rnmt
Product: RNA (guanine-7-) methyltransferase
Exons: 10
Coding region: 64-1215 (383 amino acids)
Biological process (GO): 7-methylguanosine mRNA capping
Cellular component (GO): nucleus
Molecular function (GO): mRNA 5'-cap (guanine-N7-)-methyltransferase activity
Source: RefSeq, a predicted model, not a curated record